AUGCACCACCUCCGUGUCACCCAUCUGCUGCUCGGCUUCUGUCUGUGGGUCGCCUUCUCUGCCCAGUCGGAGCUGGAGACAGAUGAAGUGGUUCCCAGGCUGCUGUCCGGCCAGGAGGCGCACCUGUCCACGGACCACAGCGUGCGGCGCCGCGGCCAGCGCUCCUUGGGGGCCGGCGGGGGAAGACACCCUGACCCGGACAACAUCAUUCUGACACUGCCCGCUUUUGGCACGGAUCUUUAUUUGAACCUGACGCGGGACGCUACCUUUCUGUCCCGGGAUUUCGUGGUGGAGGAGAGACGCAGGGGUCAGAGUUCAGAGGUCACACGUUUGUCCAACCAGCAGCUCUGCUUCUACUCCGGCUCCAUCAUCAACCGCACUGACUCGCUGGUGUCACUGAGCACCUGUGGAGGCCUGACCGGUCAGGUCCAGAUUGGAGCGGACAGCUGGUUCAUCCAGCCGGCGGAUAAAAACAACCAAUCACAGUCAUUCUCUGGACUGAAACACUGGCUGACGCGACACAGACGCUCACCUGGAACCAGCUCAUCGCCCCCUGCUGAUCAACCUGGGGUCUGCGGUACUAAACAGGCUGGAAAGAGAAAAGAGAGAAGAGCGAAAGCCAACGAUGAGCGAGGGAAGAGGAACGCCAUCCGCCUCCACGAAGCCUACACCGUGGAGACGGUGGUGGUGGCCGACUCUGACAUGGUUCAUUAUCACGGCGCUGAGGCCGCCCAGAGGUUCCUGCUCACAGUCAUGAACAUGGUCUACAACAUGUUUCUGCACCGGAGCCUAGGAAUCAGAAUCAACAUCCGAGUCACCAAACUGGUGCUACUCCACAGUCGACCGGAGAAGCUCCACGUUGGUCACCAUGGAGAACGGUCUCUGGAGAGCUUCUGUCAGUGGCAGUAUCAGGAGUUUGGGAGACCAAAGUAUCUGGGCAGUAACCACAUCCCUGGGGCCAGAGACGACAUCCCUCCGGUGGACACAGCCGUCCUGGUCACCAGAACAGAUUUCUGCGUUCACAAAGAUGAACCCUGUGACACAGUGGGUAUUGCAUAUCUGGGUGGUGUGUGCAGUCCCAAGAGGAAGUGUGUGUUGGCGGAAGACAAUGGACUCAACCUGGCCUUCACCAUUGCUCAUGAGCUGGGUCACAACAUGGGAAUGAGCCACGACGACGACCACGCCUCCUGCAAAGGACACUCACAUAUUAUGUCUGGUGAGUGGGUGAAAGGCAGAAACCCCAGUGACCUGUCCUGGUCCUCCUGCAGUCGAGAUGAUCUGGAGAACUUCCUCAGAACCACCCUUAAACCUGAACCCUUCUUAAAUGUAUCAUCCUCUAAAAACCUGAAUUAUCAACUAAAUGUAAUGCCUGAACUGACAGUUGGUAAGAAUGAGUAUAAACAGUUUGUGUUCGUACUUGACCUGACGACCUGCCCAGAACUUAUCCUCCUCUCACUCAUGUCAGCUCCUGUCAGCUCCAGCUCCCCCUGGGACCUCUCACUGCAUAAGCGGUCCAAAGGCAGCUCCUGUCUGCUCCACACCGACCCCAGGAGUCGAUACCAGGUCCGACUGCCUCCCAAACUGCCAGGCAUGCACUACAGUGUGGACGAACAGUGUCAGAUCCUGUUUGGAACUAAUGCCACGUUCUGCAGUGACAUGGAGAGGGUGAUGCCUCCUGUAAGACCAAACUGGAUCCUCCUCUGGAUGGAACAGAAUGUGGAGCGGACAAGGCCUGGUCCGGGAGGACGACACUGUCAAAAGACCAGUGUGGAACACAAAGCCUGUGAGGGUCCUCCUUGUCCCAAAGGGUCUCCCAGCUUCAGGGACCUACAGUGUCUGUCCUACGACCGAAACGCCAACAAGAAGAAGGGAAACCUCCUGACUGCUGUUAUUAACGAUGACAAGCCGUGUGCCCUGUUCUGCACCCCGGUGGGCAGAGAUGUCCCCGCCCUGAUGGCUGAGAGGGUAGUGGACGGGACCCCGUGUGGACCGUACGAAGCUGACCUGUGCGUUAAUGGGAGAUGUCAGAAAAUUGGCUGUGACGGCGUCAUCGGCUCUUCGGCUAAAGAGGAUCGCUGCGGAAUCUGCAACGGAGACGGCCGCUCCUGUAAGAUCGUGAGGGGAGACUUCAACCACACCAAAGGAAUGGGCUACAUUGAGGCUGUAGUUAUUCCUGCAGGAGCCAGAAGAAUCAAAGUUGUGGAGGACAAACCCUCACACAGCUUCCUGGCUCUCAAAGACUCCAGUAAGAGAUCCAUCAACAGUGACUGGAAAAUUGAGCUUCCAGGAGAGUUCGAGCUGGCGGGAACCACAGUGCGCUACGUAAGAAGGGGGCUGUGGGAGAAGAUGUCUGCCAAGGGACCAACUAAGACCCCUCUACACCUCAUGGUUUUGCUCUUCCAUGACCAAAGCUAUGGAUUCCACUAUGAAUACACCGUGUUACUGAACACAUCUCAGGACAGGAGUAAUGAGGAGCACAGGGAACAGGAGUAUCUGUAUAUAUGGACACACAGCCGCUGGCAGGACUGCACAGUCCAGUGUGGAGGAGGCGAGCGUAGGACGCUGGUUUCCUGUAUGAAGAUUGUGAAUAAAACUAUGGAGAUGGUGAACGACAGCUACUGUCAACGUGAGAACCGACCCCAGCCUCAAGUACGACCCUGCAACAUUCACCCCUGCCAGUACCGGUGGGUGACGGGAGAGUGGGGACCUUGUUCUGUUACAUGUGGUAAAGGUCUCCAGCAGAGGGUGGUGGUCUGUGUUUACCACCUACAGAAUGGCUCCGUCAUCAACACCAGAGACCUGUACUGCCAGGGGGGGAAACCUCCGGUCCUGCAGGGCUGCGAGGGACGGCUCUGCCUGACGGUGUGGGAGGCUUCAGAGUGGUCCAAGACCCUGUACAAAAUGUUCGUCAGAAUGUGGUCAAGGUGUUCGCCAGAGGACCGUCGUUUGUACGAACCCUCAGGGACGGUGUGA
Molecule: messenger RNA, 2973 nt
Organism: Cynoglossus semilaevis (tongue sole)
Lineage: Eukaryota; Metazoa; Chordata; Actinopteri; Pleuronectiformes; Cynoglossidae
Gene: adamts17
Product: ADAM metallopeptidase with thrombospondin type 1 motif, 17
Exons: 22
Coding region: 1-2973 (990 amino acids)
Biological process (GO): proteolysis; extracellular matrix organization
Cellular component (GO): extracellular matrix
Molecular function (GO): metalloendopeptidase activity
Source: RefSeq, a predicted model, not a curated record